AUGAAGGCAUACUGGUUUGACAAUCAAGAGGGCGACCAGCGUCUGACGCAUGACUCCGGCCGCGAAGUCGAUGCCGCCUACCUUGCGAAGCUCGGCGUGCUGUACCACCACUGCCCCGAACUGUCUGCUGUCGAUGCCAUCGCUAAAGACCGCCACUACAAGAAUCGUGAUGAGAUCACCGUGUCUCCCCAAGCCAUGGGUAACGUCUACGAGGACAAGGUGAAAAUGUUCUUCCAUGAGCAUCUACACGAAGAUGAAGAGAUUCGAUACAUUCGCGACGGUGCGGGAUAUUUUGAUGUCCGAUCAGAGGGCGAUGACUGGGUGAGAAUCCGGCUGGAGAAGGAUGAUUUGAUCAUUCUGCCCGCAGGCAUUUACCAUCGAUUUACAACCGACGAGAACAAUUAUAUCAAGGCCAUGCGCUUGUUCCAGGACGAGCCCAAGUGGACACCACUGAACCGGGGCGCUGAGACCGACAUCAACCAGCACCGCAAGACCUACUUGCAAUCUCGGAACGUGGCACCGGUAGCAUGA
Molecule: messenger RNA, 531 nt
Organism: Cladophialophora carrionii CBS 160.54
Lineage: Eukaryota; Fungi; Ascomycota; Eurotiomycetes; Chaetothyriales; Herpotrichiellaceae
Exons: 3
Coding region: 1-531 (176 amino acids)
Molecular function (GO): acireductone dioxygenase [iron(II)-requiring] activity
Source: RefSeq, a predicted model, not a curated record